Eucalyptus grandis is the source of this 1583-nucleotide messenger RNA. Its product is annotated as NAC domain-containing protein 60. Gene Ontology annotation, biological process: regulation of DNA-templated transcription. Lineage: Eukaryota; Viridiplantae; Streptophyta; Magnoliopsida; Myrtales; Myrtaceae. Gene Ontology annotation, molecular function: DNA binding. The record is from RefSeq and is a predicted model, not a curated record.
CGUGACCAUCACGCUGCGCCACCCGCCGCUUCAACUCCGCCAGCGAGCCGGUGGAGAAAAAGGCAAACGCCUAUCGCGUCCCGAAGAGCUUUGCUCUCUUUCUUGAUGAAGACGGCGAACUGGCGACUGCGAACGAGACCUCCCCGUCCUGUUCUCGUCUCGACGAUCAGCCGCGCGAACCGAACCGACCCAAUUCGAGCUUGACGCGGGAGAAGAUGGACGGCGUGUGCAGCGACGGAAGGGAUGGGCGGAUCGUAUCGAUGGCCGACGCGGCGUCGAUGUACCCGGGGUUCAAGUUCUCGCCGUCCGACGCCGAGCUCAUCUCGCACUACCUGACGAAGAAGCUCGAGGGCAUCGACAAGAGCGUGGAGCAGCUCAUCCCCGAGGUCGACUUCUCUGCCCACGAGCCCUGGGACUUGCCCGCCAAAUCGAUCGUCCCCUCGGAGAGCGAGUGGUUCUUCUUCUCUGUUCGGGGCAGGAAGUAUCCUAAGGGGUCCCAGAGUAAGAGAGCGACCGAACAUGGGUACUGGAAAGCCACAGAAGAGCGCAAUGUGAAGUCCAGCUCUGCGGUGAUCGGUACAAAGAGAACCCUCGUCUUCCACCUGGGUCGGGCACCGAAAGGGAAAAGGACGGAGUGGAUCAUGCAUGAGUACUCGAUGAAUGCAAAGUCUCAGAAUCAGCAGGAUUCUCUAGUUAUCUGCCGCCUGCGAAGAAGCAGUCAGUUCCAAAUGGGCGGUGCCUCCGAUCUAACGCAAACGUCUGAUGUUGACCGGACAGAUGUCUCUGAAGGAGACAACUUGGCUGAAGGUUGUGCGAGGAAUUGCUCUGGAAGUUACAAUUCACACUCCGUCGAGCAAAUUGAGUCCAGCUCCAAUUCCUCCCAUCAAAAGAAUUCCGAUGGCAACGAGGACUUUUAUGCAGAUAUACUGAAAGAUGACAUUGUCAAAUUAGAUGAGUCUUCUGUUUCUCCAACUCGCGACAGCCUGCCCACUGUUCCAAAUAAUCUAGAGGCAGAGCUAAUGUCUCAAGAUUCGCAAACACUAGUGCAAGAUUUCAUAUCGCCGAUCCCUCCUUUCCAGGGCACCGCGAAUCGAAGAAUCAGACUGAGGCGGCAUAAGCCAGAGAGGUCUAGUAAGAUAGUGCUGGAGAUGAAGGCCAAUGACUCCUCUGCAGAGAAGGCAGAACCUCAAACAGGAAGCUCAGGGCCCUCAGAGAGAAGAACCCGUGUGAUCAUUAGUCAGUGGCUUGUGUACGGUAUCCUAAUCGGCCUGACCUUAUUGUUUGUUUAUCUGCUUGGUGGUUUCCAACUUUCCAUAGAGUCGAGAUGAUUGUACAUACAUCCUGAACUUUGGUCGCUGGCUCUGUUAGAAGCAGGCCUUAUAUGGUAGAGGGUUUCUUCUUCUCCUUUCUCUCUCUCUCUCUGUCUUUUUAGAGAGAGAGAGAGAGAGAGAGAGAGAGAGAGAGAGAGAGAUUAUGCCAGAAUUGGCUGAUCCUAUGACCUUCAAGAAUGAUAUGAGCAGUUUUUCAGGAAAAACCCUGUGCAUUAAAUUUGCCAGAGAUUAAUGUCAAAGAGUGUUGCACAA